Molecule: messenger RNA, 903 nt
Organism: Lactuca sativa (garden lettuce)
Lineage: Eukaryota; Viridiplantae; Streptophyta; Magnoliopsida; Asterales; Asteraceae
Source: RefSeq, a predicted model, not a curated record
AUGGCGUUAUUCAAUCUCAACUCCAUGACAUCAUUUUCUCAUCUGCUUGGAUCAUCCACAAAGAUUCUGAUGCUAAUUCCGGAAUAUUAUGAUCAGUGGGUAGAUCGUAUGCAAGACUACUUGAAUGGAUUGGAUGAGGAACUAUGGAAUUGUAUUUCAGGCGAAAUCAAUCCACCUGCAAUAGUUCAGCCAAUUGGUUCAUCUUCAACCAAUUCAGAGGUUGAUAAUCAAUCUAAUCGUCUGAAACAGCUGGAGAAGAGGUGUAUGAGGGAAUUAAGAGGUGCUUUGCCUCCUGUUGUGUACAACUAUGUCAGGACUUGCACAACAGCUAAAGAAAUCUGGAACAACCUCAAAGAUAAAUUUCAAGGCAGUGAGAAGACGAAGAUCACUUCUGUGAAACAAUGUCCAGUGGAACUCAAUGAUUUCAAACAGAAGGAGUCUGAAUCCAUUGAAGUAUAUUAUGAUCGGUUCAACAAGUUAAUCUACCGUUGCAAUCGUUAUGGUAUCAUAAGGUCAUCAGUGGAGUUCAACUUGAUAUUUGUGAUGCGACUUCGAAAGGAAUGGAUGAGUGUAAGUAUGAUGGUGAAAAACCAUCAGAGCUUUGACACUUCGACUUUAAAUGACUUAUAUAAUCAAUUGAAAUCUCAUGAAAAUGAGGUUAAUGAAAUAGUUGACGAAGCAAUGGCGAGUCUUGGUGGUCCAUUGGCUCUAAUUUCGAAGGUUUCAGAAAAAGAGAGUGAAAAAUCAAAUCAAGUAAUGAAAUUUUUUAAGAAACCUUUUAAUACAAAGAACAAGUCAUCAGAUUCGAAGGGAAGUUUUGAGAACAAAAGUGGAAUGGUUGAGAAGAUGAAGGAAGAAAAGAAGGAUUUGAAGAAUGGAGUGGAGAAAAUGGAAAAGAAGUGA